Molecule: messenger RNA, 7085 nt
Organism: Myxocyprinus asiaticus (Chinese sucker)
Lineage: Eukaryota; Metazoa; Chordata; Actinopteri; Cypriniformes; Catostomidae
Gene: pi4kab
Product: phosphatidylinositol 4-kinase, catalytic, alpha b
Exons: 55
Coding region: 127-6414 (2095 amino acids)
Biological process (GO): phosphatidylinositol phosphate biosynthetic process; phosphatidylinositol-mediated signaling
Cellular component (GO): plasma membrane; cytoplasm
Molecular function (GO): 1-phosphatidylinositol 4-kinase activity
Source: RefSeq, a predicted model, not a curated record
CUCUCUUUUACGAGCUGUGAUUUGUGCCUUCACACUUGCCGUAUUGCAGUAGGUUCUUUCCAACACCAUAAACAGCUGUUGGAAUCAUCGUCUGUGUGCUUUAAAGUUGAACUCUCCCCGCGGAUCAUGUCCACGCGUGGCGGCACGCGCGAGUUUUAUUUCAACACGGUGCUGUCGCUCGCGCGAUCACUGGCAGCGCAUCGACCUGCGCCCCGAGAGAAGGUGCAGAAGUUAUUAUGCAUGUGUCCAUGCGACAUUCGCGGCGUCUUUACUCUAGAUGUCCGCCGCAGAGACGCGGUCAUUGCCUUGGCUGUCUUCCUGGUCGAGUCAGAAUUACAGCACAAAGACACUGUGGUCAGUUACCUGUUGAGUCUGCUCAGAGGGUUACCUAGAGUACAAUGGGUGGAGGAAAACGCUGCGAGAAAGUGCAAAGACUCCCUCCCCAUGGCGGAAAACUUCAGCUUUUGUCUGGUGACGCUCCUGUCUGAUGUAGCGCAGAGAGACCCAGAGUCUCGCUUACAGAUUCUGGAGGCUGUUAUGGAAGUAUUGCAGUCUCUUUUGGAGAUCUGCCAGACACCUGAAAACCAUGAUAAAGUGUACCUGUGCAGGUAUGCAGUGCCCUGUCUCCUCGGUGUGACUCGAGCCUUUGGUCGCUAUGGUAAUGGCGGUGAGCCCCUCCUCUCACAGCUCUUUCCACGGAGGUCGCCACAGCCCGCUCACCGCGUUUCCGUGGGAACAGAGGGCAUUCGGAGGAGAUCCUUCAAUGACUUCCGCUCCAUUUUGCCCAGCUCACUGCUGAUGGUGUGCCAGGGAGACACGCUGAGACGCAAGAGUGCCGCUGCCAACCUGGACACACAGGUGAGCCCAGACAGAGGUGGGCCUUCGCCCUGUUCUCCCACAGCUAUAGGGCCGCAGUAUUUCGAAGGUUCUUAUCUGUCAGAUGGCAGCGCAGUGAAUCCAGACUAUUACUUCACCACGGUCAGUUCCAGUUUCUCCAUCUCACCUCUCUUCACUGGUGUCAGUGGACAGGAGAUCAGCAUUCCUCUAGAGCUGCUGAGACAACUCUUCCAGAUGGUGAAGCAUUUUGUCUCCGAUUCGUUUCUGAAGACUCUGGAUGCUGUUGUUGCCGAACUUAUAGAGGCAAAUCCAGGCAUUGAUGUCUUUUACAAAGCAUUCAGUGAUCCGCUGUAUGUCAGCAUGUUUAAAAUGCUGCGAGACACGCUCUACUACAUGAAAGACGUUCAGACGUGUUUCGUUAAGGAGGUCCACGACUUUGUGCUGGAGCAGUUCAGCAGCAGCCAAUCAGAGCUGCAGAGGGUUCUCCAUGAGGAGCGGUUGCCAGGGGAACCCAGUCCUCUCAAGCUCCGUUGUCAUGCCAACGCAGCGUGUGUGGACCUCAUGGUGUGGGCUGUCAAAGAGGAGCAAGGAGCUGAGAAUCUGUGCACGAAAUUAUCUGAGAAGCUUCAGUCCAAAACGUCCAGUAAAGUGAUAAUCGCUCACAUGCCUCUCCUCAUCUGCUGUUUACAGGGUUUAGGGCGUCUGUGUGAGCGCUUUCCUGUAAUUGCUCACUCCGCCACCAUGUCUCUAAAGGACUUCCUGGUGGUUCCGUCCGCUGUGUUGAUUAAACUCUAUAAGUAUCACUGUCAGUGUAGUUCAGGAGGAGGCGGGAUCAAAAUCAACGUGACCAAUGAGCAUUCUCAGUCCACGCAUAACCUCCUGUCCAAUAGGAAAGAUCAGCCGUCCAUGUACGAGCAGCUCAGAGACAUCUCCAUCGACAACAUCUGCAGAUGUCUGAAAGCUGGUCUCACGAUGGAUCCUGUGAUAGUGGAGGCGUUCUUAGCCAGUCUGUCAAACCGGCUCUACAUAUCACAGGAGAAUGACAAGGAAGCCCACCUGAUCCCAGACCACACCAUCCGUGCGCUGGGUCACAUCGCCGUGGCGAUGAGAGACAGUCCUAAAGUGAUGGAGCCCAUCCUGCAGAUCCUGCAGCAGAAGUUCUGUCAGCCGCCGUCACAGUUAGACGUGUUGAUUAUAGACCAGCUGGGCUGCAUGGUCAUUACUGGCAAUCAAUACAUCUAUCAGGAAGUCUGGAAUCUAUUUCAGCAGAUCAGCGUGAAGGCCAGUAAUGUGGUUUAUUCCGCAGCCAAAGACUACAAAGACCACGGAUACAGACACUGCUCUCUCGCUGUGAUAAACGCACUGGCAAAUAUCGCAGCUAACCUGCAGUGGGAGCCACUGGUGGACGAGCUGUUGGUGAAUCUGCUGGAGCUGUUUGUUCAGCUUGGACUGGAGGGCAAGAGAGCCAGUGAACGUGCUAGUGAUAAAGGGCCUGCACUGAAGGCGUCCAGCAGUGCUGGUAAUCUAGGAGUCCUCAUUCCUGUUAUCGCUGUGUUGACCCGUCGGUUGCCCCCCGUUAAAGAGGCCAAACCUCGUCUACAAAAGCUCUUCAGAGACUUCUGGCUGUAUUCUGUCCUCAUGGGUUUUGCUGUUGAAGGUUCUGGACUGUGGCCUGAGGAGUGGUAUGAGGGAGUGUGUGAAAUCGCCACAAAAUCACCAUUGCUAACAUUUCCAAGUGGAGAACCGCUGCGUUCAGAACUCCAGUACAACUCUGCACUAAAGAACGACACAGUGACACCGGCGGAGUUAAGUGAACUACGCAGCACCAUCAUUAAUUUAUUGGAUCCGUCGCCCGAGACGGCUGCGCUCAUCAACAAACUUGACUUCGCCAUGUCCACGUACCUGCUGUCUGUGUACAGACUAGAAUACAUGAGGAUGUUGCACUCUAAUGAUGCUGAUCGGUUUCAGGUGAUGUUCAGGUACUUUGAGGACAAGGCCAUCCAGAAAGACAAAUCAGGUAUGAUGCAGUGUGUGAUAUGUGUAGGUGAUAAAGUCUUUGAGGUUUUCCUCCAGAUGAUGGCAGAGAAACCCAAGACUAAAGAGCAUGAGGAGGAGCUUGAACGACACGCUCAGUUCCUAUUGGUCAAUUUUAACCACACCCACAAGAGGAUCCGUAGAGUUGCUGACAAAUACCUCUCAGGACUCGCGGAAACUUUUCCUCAUCUGUUGUGGAGCGGUAGAGUUCUGAAGACUAUGUUGGAUAUCCUGCAGACUCUCUCUCUCUCCCUGAGCGCUGACAUCCACAAAGACCAGCCGUACUACGACAUUCCCGAUACUCCAUACAGAAUAACAGUGCCAGACACUCAUGAGGCACGAGAGAGCAUUGUGAAGGACUUUGCCGCCCGCUGUGGAGAGAUCUUAAAAGAGGCGAUGAAAUGGGCCUCCUCUGUUACCAAAUCACAUCUGCAGGAGUAUCUGAAUAAACAUCAGAACUGGUUGUCGGGUUUAUCUCAGCACACUGGUUUGGCGAUGGCGACGGAGAGCAUACUCAGUUUUGCAGGAUAUAAUCGGCAGAGCACGACACUGGGGGUGACUCAGCUGACGGAACGGCCCACCUGUGUGAAGAAGGAUUACUCCAACUUCAUGGCAUCUCUGAAUCUUCGUAACCGCUACACUGGAGAGGUAGCCGGGAUGCUGCACUUUGCCGCGGCCACACGCAGCGAGUCAAACCUCAGCAAACUGAUGGUGUCUCAGAUGAGUGACGCGCUGGACGCCAAAGACUCGGACGCUUUCACACAGAACAUGUUUAAAAUGACAGCGCUGCUUAUCAGCACUAAAGAUUGGGAUCUUCAGUUGCUGCAUCACCUGUGCUGGUCUCCUCUGAAGAUGUUCACAGAGCAGGGCAUGGAGACCGCCAUCGCGUGCUGGGAAUGGCUGCUCGCGGCACGCAAUGGAGUUGAAGUCCAGUUCAUGCGUGAGAUGGCGGGCGCGUGGCAGAUGACCGUCGAGUUGAAGAUGGGUUUGUUCUCAGAGACGGAGUCAGAGGCGGAUCCUUUAGCGGCCUCAGAAGAGAGUCAGCCUUUGCCCCGCCCACCCAACGUCACACCACAUUCUCUCUGGAUUGAGUUUCUAGUUCAGAGGUUUGAAAUCGCCAAGUACUGCAGCGCCGAUCAGGUGGAGAUAUUCACUGGUCUCAUGCAGAGAGCGCUCUCGAUCAGUGUCGGUGGACCCAAGAGCGGCCUGAACCGACAUGUAGCUGCUAUAGGACCCCGAUUCAGGCUCUUAACUCUUGGUCUCACACUUCUGCAUGCUGACGUUGUUACUAACGCCACAAUCCGCAACGUCCUGAGAGAGAAAAUCUACUCGACAGCCUUUGAUUACUUCAGUGCGGCUCCGCGGUUCCCCACUCAACCGGAGAAGCGUUUACGUGAAGACAUCAGUAUCAUGAUAAAGUUCUAUGCGUGUUUGCUGUCUGAUAAGAAAUAUCUCACUGCCACACAGCUCGCCCCACCAGAUCCUCAGGAUGUGUCUGUGAACAGUCUGUCAGUGAUGGGAGUGACUGACUCCAGGUCGAGUCUAGACGCUGCGGUGGGCUCCAGACAGCCGGUCACACAGGGCUGGAUCAACACAUACCCGCUGUCCAGCGGCGUGUCCACUCUUUCCAAGAAAUCAGGUCUGUCAAAGAAGUCUAACAGAGGAACACAACUGCAUAAAUACUUCAUGAAACGCAGAACGCUGCUGCUGGCUCUGCUGGCCAGUGAGGUGGAGCGUUUGACCACCUGGUACAAUCCUCUGGGCAGUCAUGAGCUGCAGAUCUCAGCUGAACAGUCUGUGGAAACCAGCAUCAGCAACUGGAGAUCCAAAUACAUCAGUCUGACUGAGAAACAGUGGAAAGACAAUGUCAAUCUGGCCUGGAGCAUUGCACCUUACCUCGCAUUACAGCUACCUGCCAGAUUCAAGAACACCGAAGCCAUUUUUUCAGAAGUUACACGUUUGGUUCGGCUGAAUCCCGGAGCGGUUAGUGACGUCCCUGAAGCAGUAAAGUUCUUGGUGACGUGGCACACUAUUGACGCAGACUCACCCGAGUUGAGUCACAUCUUGUGCUGGGCACCGGCUGACCCCCCCACCGGCCUGUCGUAUUUCUCCAGCAUGUACCCGCCUCACCCGCUUACCGCACAGUAUGCCGUCAAAGUCCUGCGAUCCUUCCCUCCUGAUGCUAUUCUGUUUUACAUCCCGCAAAUUGUUCAGGCCCUUCGCUAUGAUAAGAUGGGAUACGUGAGAGAAUACAUCCUGUGGGCCGCUCAGAAGUCUCAGCUUCUGGCACAUCAGUUCAUCUGGAACAUGAAGACCAACAUCUACACAGAUGAGGAGGGACACCAGAAGGACCCUGACAUUGGAGAGCUUCUGGAGCAGCUGGUUGAGGAGAUCAUUGGUUCUCUCUCUGGUCCUGCUAAAGAUUUCUACCAGCGGGAGUUUGACUUCUUCAACAAGAUCACCAACGUCUCAGCUAUUAUCAAGCCUAUUCCUAAAGGUGAUGAGCGGAAGAGAGCUUGCCUCCGAGCUCUGUCUGAUAUCAAAGUCCAGCCAGGCUGUUACCUGCCCAGUAACCCUGAGGCCAUAGUCUUAGAUAUUGACUACAAAUCUGGGACACCAAUGCAAAGUGCUGCCAAAGCGCCUUACCUGGCCAAAUUCAAGGUGAAACGCUGUGGAGUGAGUGAGCUGGAGAAGGAAGGUUUACUGUGUCGGUCCGACUCUCUGGAUGAAGCUCGCAGUGAGGAAGAAGCUCAGAAGAUCUGCUGGCAGGCGGCUAUCUUUAAAGUAGGAGACGACUGCAGACAGGACAUGUUGGCCCUGCAGAUCAUUGGUCUGUUUAAGAAUAUCUUCCAGCUGGUGGGACUUGAUCUUUUUGUCUUUCCGUAUAGAGUGGUUGCUACGGCACCAGGGUGUGGCGUUAUUGAGUGUAUCCCAGACUGUAAGUCCAGAGAUCAGCUGGGACGACAGACCGAUUUCGGGAUGUACGAUUAUUUCCGCAACCAGUACGGAGACGAGUCCACACUGGCCUUCCAGAAGGCGAGGUAUAACUUCAUCCGGAGUAUGGCGGCAUACAGUCUGUUGCUAUUUCUACUGCAGAUUAAAGACAGACAUAAUGGAAACAUCAUGCUGGACAAACAAGGCCACCUCAUCCACAUCGAUUUUGGCUUCAUGUUUGAGAGUUCUCCGGGUGGGAAUCUGGGCUGGGAGCCGGACAUCAAACUAACGGAUGAGAUGGUGAUGAUUAUGGGCGGGAAGAUGGAGGCCACGCCCUUCAAAUGGUUCAUGGAGAUGUGUGUGCGUGGAUACUUGGCCGUCAGGCCGUACAUGGAUGCUGUGGUUGCCUUGGUAACAUUGAUGUUGGAUACAGGACUACCCUGCUUCCGCGGUCAGACCAUCAAACUGCUCAAGCAGCGAUUCAAUCCUGGAGUCAGUGAGAAGGAAGCUGCGGCUUUUAUCAUCAAAGUCAUACAAAACUGCUUCCUGAGUAGCAGGAGCAAAACAUAUGACAUGAUCCAGUACUAUCAAAACCAGAUCCCAUACUGAAGGUGUGGACACAUCUUACGGCCCCUUUGUGCACUUUAUAAGCCUCAAAUGCUUUUUCAUUCAUUUAUACGCACUAAAAUCAGCACUUAGAAGUCUUUAGCCUUUCUAUUGCAUGAUAGCUUGAGUUUGAGAUUACAAAGUCAAAGUGCCAGUGUUAUUUGCCAACUGAUGUGAAUCUAUUGCAGGUUUGAAAAUGAUUUCCAGACACACACAGCACAUAUUAAUAACAAUGUGAUUUUAAUAGAGACAGAUAUAAUAUUUCAUAGGUCUAGUGAUGUUUUAGAAAUAUUCCAAUGACAAUCUCACAACAUUAACACGUGCUACUAAGAAAAAAAUAUUGUUUAUUCAGUACUUGAUUUUAUUUAUUGUCAGGUAAAGAUUUUUGGGUUUGAGAGAGCAAUGAUGGUAUCGUGUGGAUCUUCUUCAUUUUCUGUAUUUACAGCUUUGAAUCUGAGUGUUAAUAUUUAAAUGAUCUUUGGGUCACAUGACCUCUGACCAAUCACUUGUUUUCGCAGUAUGUGCCUGUUUAUUGAUCAAUCGAUUGUGCCGUAUUAAUCUUUGUACGCUCGUUUGUACUGUUGCAUCAAUUUUCUGUCUCUCUAUUCUCUUUCCUUUUGAAGUAUUUAUUCUGUCUAUAGUACUCAAUUAAAUAAAUGUCUGCAUUAAUUAUU